AAAUAGUCAAUGGAAAUGUUUAUUUUCUUGUAUGUCUAAUAUGUAGUGCAAACUGAAAAAAAUAACAAUGUGCAAUAUAAGGUACAUGUCGAUGUUCACUCAUAAGUUUAGUUCAUAAGCAUUCAUAAGUGUAAACGGUGUGACAACGAUGACAACCGGCGUCUUAGCAAAGAGAUUAAUGUAAUACAAUAUUUUGUGCUUAAUGCUGAAUUGAUGUUGAGUAAUUUUAUAUUUUCUACAAUAUGUUAUCGGCUGGAAACGUUUCGUAUUCUACCACGCAUUAUAUGACGAUUUGCAAGUAUUGCAAAACGUUGAAGCAACGUGCUUUGAUGUUAGGUUAUGUUAAGAAUACCCAGAUUAUUCCAAACUCGCUGUAUUCUACUACUCAGCAGUUGGAUGCUCGACAUAAAUUGCCAGAAAUUGAUCCUAAAGUAGAAGCAUUAAGGAGUAAAUUAUUGUACAGUGAUUACUUUGAAAAAAGAAAAUUAAAGUUUGGAUAUGCAAACAAUAAAAGGAUUGAGAACAUGAGAAUGAUGAGAAAAAAGAUGAGAACAUGGCACGAACUUAUUAAUACACCUGCAUAUAGUAUUGCUUUGAAAUAUCUUACAAAUGAAGAAAAGAAUCAUGAAGAUAAGAAUCAUGAACAUUUGACAGAGGAAGAACAUUUGGAAGAAAAUAAAGGUACAGCUCCUAUUCAAAUGCCAUAUUCCAAUGUAGCUAAGAGCCAAAUCAUAUCUGACCAAGAUGAAUUUGAAAAUCCUCUGCCAUUGAAUGAAAGGUACAGAAUAUUGUAUGAAAAGUAUUUACAAGCAAAGAAUACAGAAUCAUUAGGGCAAAUGGAGUUAAACUUUGAUGAUUACUUGGUACAGAGUUCUGAAGAAAAUGACACAACAGCGCUAUCGACUGAUGAUGUGUCUCAAAUUCCAGCAAAUUGGAUGGUGGAUUACGAAUUUUAUAACGAUGAAAAUGAAAAUAAUUCUUACUCUUCAUAUUACGGUACCCCAAAACCUGAUGUUGGUACUAGCUCAAUACCUUGUGGUGGUUGUGGUGCUCUUCUUCAUUGCAGAGAUAUUGCUAUACCUGGUUAUUUGCCCUCUGAAUUAUUCGUUGGUCGAACUAAUAAUGAAUUGAAAACAAUGAUAUGUCAGAGGUGUCACUUUAUGAAAAAUUAUAAUACUGCAUUGAAAGUCAAUGUAUCCCCAGAUCAAUAUCCUGAAUUACUAAAGAAAUUAAAAGGGAAAAAGAUGGCAGUUAUUUUAAUGGUUGAUCUGAUGGAUUUUCCUUGUAGUGUCUGGCCGGAUAUUAUGUCUAUUGUUGGUAAACAUGUGCCAGUUUUUAUCGUUGGAAAUAAAGUAGAUUUGCUGCCACAGGAUUCAUCUGAUUUUUUUGUACAUGUCAAAAAAUGCUUAUCAAAAUCUUUAGAAGAAUCAGGAAUAGGCAAAGCUAAUAUUAAAGAUAUUUUAUUAGUCUCAGCAAAAACUGGUUAUGGUAUCGAGGAACUUAUAAAUAAGCUCCACAAUAAAUGGGAAUAUCGAGGAGAUGUAUAUUUGAUUGGUUGCACCAAUGUUGGGAAAUCCUCCUUGUUUAAUGCACUAAUUCAGUCUGAUUAUUGUAAAGUGCAAGCUGUUGAUCUCGUACAGCGUGCAACAACUGCACCAUGGCCUGGAACAACUUUAAAUUUAUUAAAAUUUCCAAUUUUAAAUCCACAAAACUGGCGUUUGCUUUUAAGGACAAGGAGGCUGAUAUCUGAAACCUCCCAGAAGAAUGAUGAAGCAGUACUUAGAAAGGAUAAGUUCCUGCAAACUGGAAAGAUACGCUAUGCAACAUUAGAGGGAAAAGUCGGCCAAACUUUCUCGAAAAAACCGCGAAUCACAAACUAUACUGGUCGCUAUAUAGCUAACGUAGACACUCAGAGUACUCAUAAGUUUGGCUUGGAUGAAAAACAUCCAGAAUUUAAAAGUGGCCAUUGGUGUUUUGAUACUCCAGGUGUAAUUCAGCACGAUCAAUUUUUGCAUUUACUAUCAACGGAUGAAUUAAUGUUAACUUUACCCAAAGAAAUAAUUUCUCCACGAUCAUUCGUCUUACAUCUAGGAGAUACAUUAUUUUUAGCCGGAUUAGGCAGGCUAGACUUAAUAGAAACUUCAGGAGACUUUAUACGGUGCACAGUAUUUGCAAGUAAUGAACUUCCCAUUACUAUGUGCCGGACAGAAGAUGCAAACGAAAUCUAUGAAAAAUUAUUACACACAGAAGCAUUAGCAGUACCCACUAACAACCCUGAAAGAUUGAAACUUUGGCCAAAAUUAGAAUCAAAAGUUUUUGAAGCGAUUGGCAUAACACUUAAAGAAUCUGCUGCUGAUGUUGUAUUGUCCAGUGCAGGCUGGAUAUCCGUUACACCCGACGAAAAUGAAAAGAUUACUGUAAGAGCAUGGACACCUGAAGGUAGAGGAAUAUAUUUAAGAACACCAGCACUUCUGAGGAAGUCUGUUACACUUCGGGGUCCAAGGGUAAAGAAAUCUCGAGCAUACAAGAGAGGAAAGCAAGUAUACUGCAGAAUAUAAAUGAUACUUACACCGAUGUUGAAGAAUCUUCUCGAGGACUGGGAGCGCUACUUGGUCUGCAAGUACAGUCACUAUUUCCUUUAUCUAAGGAAGUUCGUUCAGAGAAUUUUGACUGCCUGUGAACUUUUGGCGGAUUUUUCUUGCAUUUGCAAUCGAUAUUUUUAUCCGAAUUAUCAUCCUGAUCGUUAGAGUGACAGGCAAAGUAACACUUGUACUUGGAACAAACUGGACAGCUCUCAAAGAUAUGAGAAUCGCCACAAACAGUCAAGACUCCCGGUGAUUUUUCUGGCGAUGAGGGUGGGCACGUACAUUUUGGUUGUUUAGUGACCGCAUGAUAACAUCGUUCUGAUUGUGAUCGUGAUCGACGAUUUGACGAACAUGGAGAGCAAGUUCGAGCCCCUUCGGUACUAUUUGGUUUUUGUCGGGAACUGUAACAAUGAAUUUAGCGGUUCGAUAGUGCAAUCUCUUAUUGUGAAUGUAUAUAAGACAUUAUUGUAUAUAUAAUAUAUCACAUAUGUCAAUUGUA
This is a messenger RNA of Cephus cinctus (wheat stem sawfly), 3084 nucleotides long. Its product is annotated as nitric oxide-associated protein 1. The transcript has 6 exons. Gene Ontology annotation, molecular function: GTP binding. The coding region runs from base 243 to 2558 and encodes 771 amino acids. The record is from RefSeq and is a predicted model, not a curated record. NCBI's taxonomy places the organism in Eukaryota, Metazoa, Arthropoda, Insecta, Hymenoptera, Cephidae.